AUAAACAUCACUACACGCUAUCACCAACUCCUUUGGUGACGCCGAUUGGUCAGUUGAAUUAGGGAGGUUCUCGAUUGCGUCGGUGGCAGUUACGCAUUGCAAAGAUUGCAGUGAAAAUGGUGUAGCGACUGUGUAGCGAUUGUAUGGAAACCAGGCUUUAGUGUAAACGCGCUUAGAUUGCAGCACGAGAAUUUACACAAAAUUAAGAAGCACGAACGAAUUGUUCGAAAUAUAGAACCAGGCCGGCAUCAUAUAUCUUCGGAAGUUCGUAAGUGUUGGUCAUUUCAGAAUACUGCUCGUGAUGAGAUGUUUUCUAGGAUCUACGUUGCUCCUGUUUCCCAUCUUUGAUUGUUUAUCGAUGCCUCUCAACUUGGAACCAAAAAGUAUCGCUUACCAGGAUGAAUCGCUAGUAUGCAAUUACUCGCAUCUGACUAAUGAGACUGGACUAUAUUUUACGGGACCAGACCCUCCAAAUCCUUACGUAAUAGAAUAUGGUGUUGAGGACGCAUUCUUGUCAUGUUGCGCUAUGAAUUAUCACCAAAUCGAAUGGUUCCUCGACGGUAAAAUAAUCAACGGCGCACCAUUUACAUUCAGAGAAAAUGAUCAGGUGUUGUCCAUCUCAGGAAUUAAAGAGCUAAGCGGAAACUACAAGUGUGUUGUCAGUAGUGCCAAUACCACUUUGGAACGUGUUGUGGAACUGGAAGUAGAACCAAAAUAUUCUGGAAAGCCUCUCCGUUUAUAUAAUGAAAGUUGCAUUUCGCAAAAGGCCCACAUUGGUGAUAACGUCACAUUUUACUGUGAGUUUGAGAUCUCUGACUACCAGAUUUGUUCAGACUUUGUAUGGAUGAAAAAUUAUUCAUCUACUAUCUAUCAUCUGGGAUUAGGUGAUUCACAUCCACGCUUCAGUAGAUAUACAACAUUUGUUGUACAGCAGGAAAGUUGUAACUACGGAAAGAAAAGAACCCGUGGUACACAUCUUUACAUCUAUAAUGUAUCAGAGGAAGCGUUUGGUGAAUACAUCAUAGGAAUUAUGCGAGAGCAAUUCUACUCAUAUUCUAUUUCACUGAUUCACUCUAAACACAAGAAAGACGAAACCAAUAUUAUAAAUGAUACAAAGAACAUCCCAACGUAUAUCAUCUUGAUUUCGUUUGGGAUUCUAUUGCUAAUUCUGGUAUCAAUAUUUAUAUAUUUUUGCUGGAGAAGAAUCCCAAGUCCGAUAGAAUCAGAAGAGAAGAUGAAACCGGAGGCCGAACACUGUUUGGAAACAGAUCCGAUAUUUAAGGACAUUGAAAUUUUGUUUGAGGAGCAGGUUGUAUGGGAUCAAAAGAAAUUAAUCGGGAAAGGCCGUUUUGGGAACGUGUUUCAGUGUCCGGUCUUCGAUGUCCUUAUAAGCAACGACUACAGUAACGUCGCAAUCAAAACUCCCAAAGAACACGCUUCUGCAGCUGAAAAGGACGACUUAAAGAACGAAAUAGAGAUACUUAUGCAGCUCAGAAAUCACUUUAACAUUAUCGAAUUAAUUGCAUGUCACACCAAGAAGGAUCCGAUCAUGCUGAUUACAGAGAUUUUACCAUACGGCUCCCUACAGCAGUUUUUACGAACCAGUUCAAAGAUGCAAGAGCUAGGCGAAUUCUGCGACCCAGUGUACAACAUUGACAAACCAAGUACUCUGUACGAUAUGAGUAGACAAAUUGCAAAUGGAAUGAGUUAUGUGGCUGAUAUGAAGAUAGUUCAUGGUGAUCUUGCGGCCCGCAACGUUUUAGUCGGACACGACCUUAACAUGAAAAUCGCAGAUUUCGGUUUAGCGAAAGAUGUUUACGAGACCGGUUACAUGCGACUGGACGAUGGUGAAAUACCUGUAAAAUGGUACAGCAUUGAAACGAUUUUGGGAAACAUUGUCUCAUCUAAAAGUGACAUAUGGUCUUUUGGCGUCCUUCUAUACGAGAUUUUCUCCGAUGGUCGAUCGCCGUACCCGGGUGUUAUUGUGCAUACCUUGCCAGAGAUGUUGAAAAAAGGAUAUAGGAUGUCUAGGCCUGUCGAUUGUCCUGUUAUUGCAUACAACCUUAUGAUGAAGUGCUGGGAAGAAGAUCCGUCCAGUCGUCCAUCAUUCCAUGAUCUUUACAAAAGAAUUGACUCAAUUCUUGAAGACGUUACGUCACAAGGCAGUCCAUAUAUGAGGUUUGAGAAUACGCCUGAUGGAUAUGCAAAAAUGAUCAUUGUGCCUGACAAGACGUAUUCGAGCUCAGUUUACUCUUGAAUAGAAUAGACGAAAGUCGAUCUUCAAGUGCAAGUGUAAAUCCUAUCUUACGAAAAAAGUUGUUUUCACGACAGUCACUUGAUGAAAAUAACUGCACUGGUGUUAUGAAAUCUGCAGAAUAAAACUUAGAUUUUAAGUACCAAUGUAGUACAAUAGAUCAUUCAUCUUUUCUGCUGCUCGUCUUUGGAAUGAUCUUCCACAAGCUAUUAAAGACACGGAGUCAAUUGACAUUUAAAAAAAUGUCUAAAGCAUCAUCUUUUUACGACUUACUUUGCUCCUCUUGUUCAAACUUGAAAACUGAUUGAAUCCGCAAAAUUCACUCUACUUUUUUAUUGUUGGUAGGAUAGGAUAGUCAGAUGCCACUUUCACUCGAGCUCCUGUAAGUUCUGUUCCAGCGAGCUCUCAAUUAUGGGAGCUUCAAAGUGCUGGAGAACGGAGCGGUGAAAAGGGUUCCUCGGCCUUUAUUUUCUUUUUUGGUUACUGUUAGAAUAUUUUAUGGAGUCAUUCCUUUUUUUUCAUGUUCUUUUAUGUGGAAAGCGCUUAGAAGCAUUGUUUUGCAUUAUGCGCUCUAUAAGACUAACAUUAUUAUUAUUAUUAUUAUUAUUAUUAUUAUUAUUAUUAUUAUUAUUAUUAUUAUUAUUAUGGAUUCAUUCCUUUUUUUUCAUGUUCUUUUAUGUGGAAAGCGCUUAGAAGCAUUGUUUUGCAUUAUGCGCUCUAUAAAACUAACAUUAUUAUUAUUAUUAUUAUUAUUAUUAUUAUUAUUAUUAUUAUUAUUAUUAUUAUUAUUAUUAUUAUUAUUAAUAAUG
Messenger RNA from Anneissia japonica, 3063 nucleotides. Its product is annotated as fibroblast growth factor receptor-like. The record is from RefSeq and is a predicted model, not a curated record. Gene Ontology annotation, biological process: cell surface receptor protein tyrosine kinase signaling pathway; protein phosphorylation; multicellular organism development. Lineage: Eukaryota; Metazoa; Echinodermata; Crinoidea; Comatulida; Comatulidae. Gene Ontology annotation, cellular component: signaling receptor complex. The coding region runs from base 302 to 2257 and encodes 651 amino acids. Gene Ontology annotation, molecular function: ATP binding; transmembrane receptor protein tyrosine kinase activity. The transcript is spliced from 13 exons.